UGCCCAAAAGGGGCAGGAGAGAGAGUCAGCGAACUCCUGACGUCCUGCUCCGGCUCAAUUUCGGUUCCCCGGCAUACUCAAGGACAGACGGGACGGACCCACGGCUGGCAGGACUCGAGACCAGCCAGGGAGAGGAACCGCGGGGGCGCUCGGGGCUCAGCAGUCUCCGUACAGCUCUUCCAGCGAGUAAGGGAGUGAGUGUUGGUUGCCAUCAUGCCAUCUUCCUCCCCUCAGGAGUCCUCCCUCCCUCCUGCCAGUGCCAAUGCCACAGCGCCAGCCAACAGCAGCAUGGAAGAAAAGCAGUUCUUCUAUGCAUUCUCCCUCUUGGACAAGGAACUCCAUGACACCUUUCCCAACCUGUGGGUUGCCCUGUUGGCUGUCAAUGGGACCAUCUUCCUAGUUGGCGUGGCACUCAAUGGCCUGGCCCUCUAUGUCUUCUGCUUCCGAACGAAGACUAAGACCACCUCCAUCAUCUACACCAUCAACCUGGUGGUGACAGACUUGCUGGUGGGUUUGUCAUUGCCCACGAGAUUCAUCAUCUACUACGGGGCACAAGGCUGCCUCAACUGCUCUCUUGUGCACGUCUUCAGCUACUUUGUCAAUAUGUACUGCUCCAUCCUCUUCCUCACGUGCAUUUGUGUGGACCGCUACCUGGCCAUUGUCCAGCUGGAGGCCUCGAGGAAAUGGAGGAACCCCAGCUGUACCAAAGGCAUCUGUGUCUUCAUCUGGGUCUUUGCUGUGGUGGUGACCUUCUCCGUCCUGACCGUAGCAGUCCAAGGAGGCUCCUGCUGCCGCCUCUUUGCCUUGACAGUCUUCGAAUACUUCCUGCCACUGGUGGUCAUCACCUUUUUCACAGGAAGGAUCAUGUGUGCUCUGUCCAAGCCCAAUCUCAUGCACCAGAGCCGUGAGCGGCGAAUGCGGGCUGUCCAGUUACUCCUCACCGUCCUCGUCAUCUUUCUGAUCUGCUUCACACCGUUCCAUGCCCGCCAGCUGGCCGUCUCUCUCCGUCCUCAAGACAUAUCCAAAGAAGCAGGUCUCGUGGCCUACCACGUCACCAUCACCCUCAGCAGCCUCAACAGCUGCAUGGAUCCCAUUGUCUACUGCUUUGUGACCAACAGCUUCCAGGCCACAGUCCGGGGCCUCUUCCGAAGGAGCGAGCCAGAGCAGAUCAGCGGCGAGGUCAUCAGCAUGCACAAGAGCUCCAAAGGCUCCAUCCACAAUGCCAUUGUCCCCUGCUCCCGUGCUCUGGCCGACAGGCCCCAGGUGUAGUCAGGAGGCCAGAGCAUCACCGGAGAGGCCGAGGCAAGGGACAAAGGGUCAGAGAAAAAAUUGGAAUUGGGUUCAAAUUUGGACGCUGCUCUCGACUGCCUGUGUGACCUUAGGCAAGACUCUACUUAUCUGGAGCUGAAGUUUCCUCAUCUGUAAAAUAAAAAGGUCGACCCAGAUGAGCCCUAAGGUCCUCUCCUCCUCUGGAGCCUACGACCCUACUUGGACUCUGACAUUCUAAGGCUGGUUCCAAGGGGGACACCCACCUCUAUUCCACCUCUGCCUCAGUGUGUGACUUCAGACAAGUCCUUUCAACUGUCUGGGCCAUCAUUUCCUCAUCUGUCAAAUGGGGAUAAUAAUGCCUGACCUUCCUACCUCAUAGGGAAGUAGAGAGGGUGAGAGCAGCCUGUGGAUACUAGAGGGUCACCAGACGUUGAGAGACACAUCUAACCAGGGCAGGUGGACGUGGGAUCUAGAGACUUAAAGCUAUUCUUGAAAAUGUUUCCUGGGGACCCAGUAGUUAGUUAGCAAUUAUCUCUUUAGUUUUGGACUUCCUCAACAUGGGUAAUCGGGAUCUAGGGAUCGUCUCCCUAUGCCCCCAUAUGCCUUGAGAACAGGAAAGAGAGAAUUGGGGAAAAGAAAGGGGGAAGAGAGGGAAAGAGAGGGCAGCUAGGUGGCUCAGUGCAUUGAGAGCCAGGCCUAGAAACAAGCAGGUCCUGGGUUCAAAUAUGACCUCAAAUACUUCCUAGCUGGGUGACCCAGGGCAAGUCACUUGACUCCUAUUGCCUAGCCCUUACUGCUCUUCUACCUUGGAAUCAAUAUGCAAUAUUGAUUCUAAGACAGAAGGUAAGUGUUAAAAAAAAAGAGAGGGAGAAAGGGUGGAGAAAGAAAAGGAAAAGAAUCAAAGGAAGCAAGGAGCAAACAAAAGAGGAAAAGAUGCAUUAAAUGGAGAGGGAUAGAGAAGAAGGUACUAACCAUAGUCACCUCAGAGUGACUAUAUAAAAAUGUCACACCUUGGCAAAAGAUUUGGAGUUUCUCCAGGACACUUUCCCAUAGCGUCCAUCAUCUGAACUUUAAAACACAUUGGGAGGGUGGCAGGGAAGGGACUCUGCCAGGGCUUUGCACAAUGCCAGGAACAUAGUAAGCCCUAAAUAAAUAUUCAGUGUUACUCAUCAUAAUCAUCCCCAUUUUUUUUUAGAGAAGGGAACUGGGAUGCAGAGAAGUGGUUGCUCCCCACCAACAUUGCCAUCCCCCUUCAUCCUAAGCAUUUGCUUCCAAUGGAGCUGUCCCACCUGAUGAUGGUCGCCCCCAGAUGAGAGUUUCCUAUGUGAAUCUCUUGGAUAAAAAGGAGGAAAACCACUGAGGGAAUUUCCGGUGGAGUCUCCAAAUGGAACUUCUGAUUUACCUCUACCUGCUCAGUGCAGAUAGAAACUUAGAGCUGGAUGGGAGCUUUACUUAGCCUGGGGACUGCCUAUAUUAAUGGUAAGCUCUUGGCCCUGAGAUUGGUCUAGAAUCUGCCCAACCCCGGUUGGAUUGGCCUCAGUGUUGGUGGUAUCCCUUUGGAAGGGAUAAGAUCUUCCACUGUCUCCCCCAGGCUUUACUUCUAGCAUCUACAUUUCCAGUCCUGUCUCCUUCUCAUAGAGACUUUGAUAAGCCAGGUUUUAGAUAGCAGGUAGUCAGUGUCAUGUCACAGCGUUCUGGAUCUGGAGUCAGGAAGACCUGAGUUCAAAUCCUGCCUCAGACACUUAAUGAGGUGUAUGACCAUGGACAAGUCUCUGUUUCUUCACCUGUGAAAUGAGGAUAAUAAUAGCACCUACCACACAAGUCAUAGUGAGGAUCAAAUGCAAUAAUAAACCUUAAAGUGCUAUAUGUGUUAGCUAUUAUUAUUCUCUGCACCUCUGAACUCUCUCCCACCACCCCCUUGCCCCCCAAACCCCACUUCAUUGAUGAAGGGAAGGAGCACUAUGGAACAGACUCACUCAAUGUUUCUUUUAUAGAAUUUGGAGCUGGAAGGGAUCCUAAAGAUGAUCUAAUCAAACCCCUUCAUUUUACCAACAAGAAAAAAGAGGCUCCAAGAGGGAGAAGGAACUUGUGUAUCAUAGUCACACGGCCAAUACGUCAGAGUUAGGGUACAAACCCAGGGCUUCCGACACCGAAUCCAACACUCAUUUCCCUGCACCCAACCCUAGAGUGCUAACCUCAAAGGAGUCCACAGCAGUGAAUUUCAGGAGGCUGGUGAAUAUGGAUGGGGAAAAACCUUACAUCUUUAUAGUAAUAUAACUGGUUUCCUAUGUAAUCUUGUGUGUUUUAAUGUAUGCAUUUUACAACGUGGCCCAUAGGCUUCUGCCAAAAGGGUCCUGAAAAUAUGAAAGAAAAUUAAAAGGAUGAAAACCCUACUCUGUGAAGUCUCUCCAGAAAAUAACAGGAGCAAAACUUAAACCAUGACCAAUUCAUCCACUGAACUCCCGUGAAUUUGCCAUGGUCCUACUUAUUAAAAACCAAUGGUUCUGUUUGUUUAUUGAAAAUUAAUUCUUCAGGGGCAGCUGGGGGACUCAAAGGAUAGAGAAUCAGACCUAAAGAUGGGAGGUCCUAGGUUCAAGUCUGGCCUCAGACACUUCAUAGCUGAGUGACCGUGGACAAGUCACUUGACCCCCAUUGCCCAGCCCUUCCCACUCUUCUGCCUUGGAACCAAUACACAAGACUGAUCCUAAGACAGAAGGUAAGGUUUUAAGAAAAAAAAAUAAAGAAAACUAAUUCUUGAGGGUUAUAAUGCUUUGCCCUGCUCUGAGGCCCUAGGACAUUACCCCAGGAAUCCUAGUAACUUUGUGAUAACUAGAAGUUUCUCUUAGGUCAAAAGAGGACUUCAUAGCAUGAUAAAAAGAAAGAACACCAUACAUGAAGAGGAGCUGAGUUUGAAUCCAAGAUCUCCCAAUUUCAAUUAAAAUGAUGUUAUGCAUAUAAUGAACCAGGGCCUCAGUUUCCCUAUCCAUAGAAUGAGAGCACUGGAGUAGAUGAUGUCAAUGAUAUCUUCUUCUUUUUUUUUAAACUCUUACCUUCUAUCUUAGUAUCAAUUCUAAGAUAGAUGAGGGGCAAGGGCUAGGCAAUAGUGGUUAAGUGACUUGCCCAGAGUCAUAUAGCUAGAAAGUGUCUAAGGUCACAUUUGAACCCAGGACCUCCUGACUCCAGACCUGGUGCUCUAUCCACUGUGCUACCUAGCUGCCCCAGGCUAUCUUCUUGCUCUGAAGUCCUAUAUUCCUAGAUUCUUCCCCAGAGCUCCCGAGCAGUAUUGGUCAUGGACAAGUGGAGACAUUGCAAGAUUUAUAUUUAGAACUAUCCACAUCCCCUCUUUAGUUCCUGCUUCUAGUCUUGGUAUUUUCCCUUCUCCCACCCCUGCCUCCUAAAAUUCUCAGGCAUUUUGCUCUUUUAAAAAAUAUUUUUAUUAUUUUUCCCCAAUUAUAUAUAAAGCAAAUUUUUAAACAUUCAUUUAAAAUUUUUUCUUGAGUUCUAAAUUCUCUCCCUCCUUCUCACCCCACCAAACCCUGAGACAGUAAAUAAUCUGAUCUAGAUUUUACAUGUUUCACUCUUCUUCGAAUAAAAACAAUCUGCCUUCCAUCGCAAUGCCCUUGCCAUAACUAUCCACCAUGUUUGGAAUUCUCUCUCUUCUCAUCUUCACCUCCUCACUUCCCUGGCUUCCUUUAAGACUCAGCUCAAAGCCUUUCUCAGACCUUGCUUCCCUGACCCUCCACUGGUGGUGCAUUCCCUCUGAAAUGACCUUCUAUUGGCCCUGUAUCUAUCCUUGUAUAUGUAUCAAUCCUGGUAUAAUCAGUUAUUUGCCUGUUGUUUCUUCCAUUAGAAUGGGAGCUCCAUGAGGGCAGGGAUCAUGCCUUUAUUUGUACCUGUAGCACUGAGCACAAAGCCUGGCACAUGGUACCAAAUUAACCAGUGCUUGCUGACUGACUGCCUAGAGACUUCAAGGUUAUUCCAAGAUCUUAAGUAUCUAAGUAUCCUUUCCUACCUGAGAUGCUCAGAUCCCUGGACUGAAGCAGAGGGAUUUCCCCAGAAGUCCCUAGUUCAUACCAGAAGGGUGGCUCCCUAUUCCACCUGCCUAUAAAACUGAUGAUUCUGCCUAUGGGGUGCUGUCCAACCCUGCACUGACUCCCUGGAAAAGACCUGUGACUUGCUGCCCUGAGAGCUGCUUCUUCCUGGUACUCUAUGCUGCAGGAGAAUGCCAGAGGCAACAGAAAGCUGUGAAGAGCCAGAAGCAGGGAAUGACCCUGGCCAGCAGCUUACCUUCCUGCUCUCCACUGAUGGAAGUAGCAGCCUGCAGUGCAGAACACUCUUGGAUACAUUUCUUUAGAGGGUCCUGGGUUUUUUAGGUCCAACCCUGAGACCUAAAAAGAGCCCCCAGGAGACUCCAGUGUGGGGAGGGGAUUCUCAUUGCUUUUUGAACUGGAAAGAUGCUGCCACUGAACUGAAUAUCCCCCUGGCCCCCUGGAGCUCUAAGACCCAAUUCCAUAGGGAUGAGGAAAAUUUAUAAUAUUGAUGAUGGAGAAGGGCAAGUCCAAGAGUAGGAAUGUGCCCUAAAAAGACAUGCAGAGAUCUUUUUGCCAUCUAGUCCUGACCCUGCUCAUAAUUUUCCAUGUGACCACAAGCAAGUUACUUCUCCCUUUGGGGCUUAAGAUCCUUAUAAAUGGAGGUGCUGUAUUAGAUAAUCUCUAAGUUUUCUUCGCAUUUGAAUGGUCUAUAUUCCAUGAUCCCAAGAUCCAGAGAAAGACCAGCAGCAUCAAUGAAGGUGGAGAGGGAGCACUUUAGGACAGAGGGGGAAAUUCUGCUACCUUGUGAUCUUCCAUUUCUUCCUCCAAGAAGUACUACUGGAUUGCUUCACAUCUUCUAGACUGGUCUCCUAGAUAGCAAUAUCAGGACUCGCUAAACCUAUCCUACUUCAGUACCAACAGAAGGAUUGUUUUCCUGGUGCAUGAUAUACGCCUAAGUGAGGAAGAAGAAGAGUUUGCUAAGGUGUAAGUUCUGGACUGGGUGAGACAUUCUUUCCCUUGCUUACCAGGGCAAGAGAUCCCAGAGGAGGGACUCAGAGCUCCGGCUUUAGCUAUUCUUCCCCAAGCUCGGUGUUUACCAUUACCUCAUGUGGGAAUCCCCCACCUCCCCAGAGCAAAGCUUCUCCCAUUAGUGAAUGGGCUUAGCUGAGAUAUACUGACAGACUGGGGGCCUAUAAUGGAGUCAAGUUGAUGGGGUUAUAUAAUAAAGUAGUUUAUGAUGUCCUAGGGUUAAAGUUGCAAAGUUCUGGGACCUCAAAUCAUAUAGAUUCAGUUAAUAUUAGAAUUGAUAGUGGCCUUAAAACAUAGGAUGGAAAAAAAUUGAAUGUGUGUGUAUGAGAGAGAGGCAGAGAGAAAGAGAGAAGGAAAGAGAAAGACAAAGAGAAAGAGAGAGAGACAGAGACAGAGACAGAGAGAAAGAGACAGAGAGAAGAAAUCUUAGAAAUCAAGGUAUUAGACUAUAGAUUUUUUUAAAGUUAGGAAGAAGCUUAAAAUAGAGAAUUCUAGAACAUAGGAUAUUAAACAUGGAAUGAUAGGAUAAAAAAAUCUUGGAGCUAUAAAGGGCAUUAGAACAUAUCAGAACUGUAAGGGACCCUAGAGAUAAUGAACCAGGGGUUCUGGAUCUAGGGUCCAUGAACUUUUCAAUAUACAUAUGUAUACAUAUAUAUUGAAAAUACAUAUUUUGAUAACUCUUUCAAAAUAAUUGGUUUCCUAUGUAUUUUAUUUUGUGCAUUUAAACCCAUAAUUGUGAGAAGGGUCAAUCAACUUCACCAGACUUCCCAAAGAAUCCAUGACACACAAAAAUGAGGUUAAGAAGCCCACUCUAAAUACCUUUACAAUGAAUUCUAGUCCAACCACCAAUUGGUAGAGUAUUUGUAUUUCUUCUAAACUCAGUUCUUGUUCCAAGUCCUAUACAAGACUUUUCCUGAUUCCCCUGAUGUCCUAGACCUUAGUGUUCUCUACUUAUUAAAAAUGUUUGGGGCAGACUCAGUGGACAGAGAGCCAGACCUGAAGACAGAAGGUUCAAAUCUGGCCUCAGACACUUCCUAGUUGUGUGACCCUGGGCAAGUCACAUAACCCCCAUUGCCUAGCCCUUACUACUCUUCUGCCUUGAAACUGACACUUCACACCCAUUUUAAGGUGGAAGGUAAGACUUGGAAAAAUAAAAUAAAAUACAUUAAAUUACUUGGUAUAUAUGUUGUAUUUGCUUAUUUGUACUUAUAUUUUAUCCCUCCUCCAAGAGAAUAUAAUCUCAUUGAAGACAAAAGUUAUUUUGUCUCUGAUUCCCCAGCUCACUAUGUAGUAAACAUAAUAAGUAAUAUUCGAUGAAUUGAACACUUCAUUUUACCUAUGAGAAAUUAGAUGGCUAGGGAGAGGAAGUGAUUUUUCAGGGGUAACACAGCAUAGGGAUAGAGCUAG
Monodelphis domestica (gray short-tailed opossum) is the source of this 7736-nucleotide messenger RNA. It is a transcript of the gene GPR20, whose product is annotated as G protein-coupled receptor 20. Gene Ontology annotation, molecular function: G protein-coupled receptor activity. Lineage: Eukaryota; Metazoa; Chordata; Mammalia; Didelphimorphia; Didelphidae. Gene Ontology annotation, cellular component: plasma membrane. Gene Ontology annotation, biological process: phospholipase C-activating G protein-coupled receptor signaling pathway; positive regulation of Rho protein signal transduction. The record is from RefSeq and is a predicted model, not a curated record.